Molecule: messenger RNA, 594 nt
Organism: Opisthorchis viverrini
Lineage: Eukaryota; Metazoa; Platyhelminthes; Trematoda; Opisthorchiida; Opisthorchiidae
Exons: 8
Source: RefSeq, a predicted model, not a curated record
CAGGCAUUCAGUGUGUUUUUUACCACAAAUAUAAAUCAUAUUUGGCCAAAGGAUGCAUAUAUUGUUGGUUGAGAGGACAGCCCAAGGGCCACAACUGUAUUACUGAAGAGAAUGCGGGCAUAUUCAAAGAUGGUAUAUUCUGCGAGACAGAUUUUUGCAAUGUUAAUGAAACAAUGGCCAGGAGAUUCGACAAAAACCUUUCGAGAAGUGAGUUCUAUAACUGGCGUAUAAUUGUACACAGGCAUUAAGUGCGCCAGCGGGACAGUGCGGAUGAACUUAAUAACAGGGUAAUUACCUAUGAAGACGGGUGCAGAUUUUGCAAGUUUAUCAAAUACGGUGCUGACAAUCAUUAUGAUUACAAAUGUGAAAAAGGGAUUUGUGUGGAAAAUAAAGCUGGCGAUUACUGUUGUGAACACGAAAACUGCAACCUAUCAGAGGCUUUAGCAAAGAAAUACCGCGUACCCCGAAUUAGACCUGUUGAUGUCGAAAAGGAACACUUUGUGCGGAAUGAAUAAAAUCCUUGGUGAGCACGGCUGUUAUUUUCCGUAUUUAACCUGCGUUUUGCCAGAUGUCGAAGGUUAAUUAUGAAGUCAG